This is a messenger RNA of Owenia fusiformis, 1655 nucleotides long. The record is from the annotation of a GenBank genome assembly. Lineage: Eukaryota; Metazoa; Annelida; Polychaeta; Sabellida; Oweniidae.
GUAAAAUAAUUCCGAUCCAUACUAUCGUUCAAACAUUGAUAUACCAGCCAACAGAUGUAUUUGUGUCAAAUUUGUUUUAAAUCCUGAGUUCUGAUGCUUUCCAAAUAGCACAUAUUUGUCAAUUGUGGAAGCGGCAAGAUGGCAGCAAAAAUAAGUAUGAGGAUGAUGUGGCAAUGUGGAACAGCUACUCGAGUUAUCUUUAGGACUCCUAGAGAAAGAGCAUCACAAAUUCGACUACAAUCAACAGGUACCAACUCUGCACAGAGCAAUCCUUUCCUAAGAUAUGUACGUACCUUAAAAUGGGUUUGGAUUCCAACUGGCGUAGGCCUUGCUUAUAUUAGCUACCAGCAGUUAGGACACAUCAUAAAACGAGAAAAACGGAAAAUUAAUCAAGCUGAAGAGCCAAGUGCAAUAGUGGCCAAAGACUGGCAGGUGUCCCUAUAUAAACGUAUGCCUCUGAAGGCGAUGUCUCGAGCAUGGGGUAAAUUCAACAGCCUUGAUCUACCUAUGUGGCUUAGGCAGCCUGCCUAUAAACUCUAUAUUUGGAUGUUCGACUGUAAAUUAGAAGAGGCUGCUAUUGAAGACUUAAAGCAUUAUAAAAAUCUUGGGGAAUUUUUCCGGCGAUCUCUAAAACCGAAUGUGCGUCCCAUCGCACAUACAGCUUCCAUUACUAGUCCGUCUGAUGGAAAAGUGUUGCAUUAUGGGAAAGUUGAAGGUGGCUAUGUUGAACAAGUGAAAGGUGUCACAUAUUCCCUCCAGGGCUUCUUAGGCCCUCCUCCUGGACCAACUGGCGAGAAUUGUGGGACUCAAAGUGAUGACGCAUUCCAGAAGUGUUUGAAGCACAAUCCAGAUCACACUGCCCUCUAUCAUUGUAUUAUCUACCUCGCUCCAGGGGAUUACCAUAGGUUUCAUUCUCCUGUUGAAUGGAACGUGCACUUCAGGCGACAUUUUCCAGGAGAGCUCUUCAGUGUAAACCCAGGAGUAGCAAGGUGGAUUCAAGGUUUAUUUAACUUUAAUGAGAGAGCUGUUUACACAGGAGAAUGGCAGCAUGGAUUCUUCAGUUUGGCAGCAGUUGGUGCUACGAAUGUUGGCUCUAUCAAAGUUUAUUGUGAUAAGGAUCUGAUGACAAACAGUCAUCUCCAUAAAAACAGUCCACCAGGCACAACAUUUGACGCAUGUUUCACAGACACCAAUCAUAAUGACGCUGGAAUUAACUUUAAGAAAGGCGAAAGUUUUGGAGAGUUUAAUCUCGGCUCAACUAUCGUGCUCAUCUUUGAGGCGCCAGACACAUUUCAGUUUAACGUAGAACCAGGCCAGAAAAUUAAAUUCGGACAAUCUUUAGGAGAUUUUAGCUCAAAGAAGGGUUUUGAGAAAAAAACGACUUGAUGAAGUUUUUUUCUCUCUACGCCCUGUGCCCCCUCGGCUUUAAGCUCUCAGCCUGAUUCAUUACAUUAUCAUGUGAAUGCCUUUGUCCAGAGUAAAUGCUUUCUAAAGAGUCAACAUAAACCAGUUAUCAUAACUAGAUUGAUUAAAAAAUCUUCUAAGUAGUGAUCUGGCAAAUAUCUGAUUGACUUUCGCUUCCUAUGUAAUUAUUCAGUAUUGGUUUUUACAUGCAUUUUUUUUACAAUUCGAGUGGUAGUUGUAAAUAUAUAUGG